AUGGGCCGGAAAAAAUAUCUUCCGAAUGAUGCCAGUUUCUUGAUGCACACUGCGGUGGAUGAGAAAAGUAGUGCACCCCGACCACACCUACCUAUACCCAGGAAAGUUUGUGUUAUAGCCAGGACACACAGUGCAAAUCAAGAUGAUUGGAUGCGCGCCUACAUGUACAGUAUGAAGUCUCAAACGAUGGGUAAUUUCUCGCUUUCCCUCGUGAACACAGACACUGGCACACAUGAUACGGAUAUAAUGACUAAAGAACGAGAGAGAUUCUCGAGAUUGGUCGAGUCCAUGGACGACGAACGGAUUACUUUAGCGCCUACUCUCCCACAGAACACGCCCGAUACGUAUGGCUAUGUGGAAACGGACAUGGAAUUGGCAAGGUUGCUCGCGAACGAAUCGUGUGAAUAUAUACAUGUUUCUAAUGCAGAUAAUCUGUUAAAUAGAGCGUAUUUUGAAUAUGCCGACGAGUAUAUGAGACGGAAUAUCGACCUGAUCGGGGUAUCGUUUGUACUCCAUCAUGCGCGUGCAAAUCACAAAAAUUUACCUAUAACAACAAAGUUCAGUAUGGGCAAUAUUGAUCUUGCGUGCGGUGUUUUCCGUACGGAGACUAUUAAAAGGUGCGGUAUCACUUUCUUACCCACUACAAGGAUCUUUGAAGCUGACUGGUACUUCUUCGAGAAGAUUUUAAAGUGUCCAGGUACGACUAAGGUAGCCAUUCCUGAGGUUCUACUGAUGCACCAGUGA
Molecule: messenger RNA, 744 nt
Organism: Sphaeroforma arctica JP610
Lineage: Eukaryota; Ichthyosporea; Ichthyophonida
Exons: 2
Coding region: 1-744 (247 amino acids)
Source: RefSeq, a predicted model, not a curated record